Messenger RNA from Chelonoidis abingdonii (Abingdon island giant tortoise), 1231 nucleotides. Lineage: Eukaryota; Metazoa; Chordata; Testudines; Testudinidae. The record is from RefSeq and is a predicted model, not a curated record.
UGGGCUGUUGCAGGGGUGAGCAGCCUUCCUGAGCCCAGCAGCCAGCUUCCUGUGGAGCUGGAGCAUCCCAGCCCAGAUGGGAUCUCGCCACAGGAUGGACGGAGGAGCAGCAGCUUCUUGCAAAGUGCUCAUCUUAUUCACUGCAUGCAUCAUGCAGGCUAGUGGCCAAGGGUGUGAGAGUGGGCAGUUCCGCUGUGGAAAUGGCCGUUGUAUUCCUGCAGACUGGAGAUGCGAUGGAGCAAGGGACUGUUCAGACGAUACGGAUGAAGCUGGUUGUCCACAACCUACCUGUGAGGGAAAUCAGUUUCAGUGUCAGACUGAUGGAGAGUGUAUUCCACAGUCAUGGGUUUGUGAUGACGAGGAGGACUGUGAAGAUGGCUCAGAUGAGCAUCAACAAUGCCCGGGGAGGACAUGCUCAAGUCAGCAGUUCACAUGUUCAAAUGGACAGUGCAUCCCGAAUGGUUACACGUGUGAUCGAGUUAAAGACUGCACUGAUGGAACAGAUGAGAGAGGCUGCCGUUACCCAACAUGUGAACAGUUAUCUUGUGCAAAUGGAGCAUGUUUUAAUGCCAGCCAGCGCUGUGAUGGUAAAGUAGAUUGCAGGGAUGCCUCUGAUGAAGCUAAUUGCACCCAUGGAUGUGCCAGUACCCAGUUUCAAUGUGCUAAUGGAGAAUGCAUCCCCCGAGCCUUUAUCUGUGACCACGAUGACGACUGUGGAGACAGGAGCGAUGAAAACUCUUGCACUUAUGCAACUUGCAGAGGCAAUUUCUUCACUUGUCCAAGUGGCCGCUGUAUUCAUCAGAGCUGGGUUUGUGAUGGAGAUGAUGACUGUGAAGAUAACGAAGAUGAAAGUGGAUGUGAAAGUGGUCGCCAUGAGUGCUACCCAGGAGAAUGGGCCUGUCCUGUGUCAGGACACUGCGUUCCAAUUGGUAAAGUGUGUGAUGGGACUGCAGACUGCCCUGCCGGAGAAGACGAAACUAACAUAACUGCAGGCAGACACUGCAUCCGCACGGGGAUACAAGUGCUUUGGUUCGUCCGCACGGCGAAAACCAUCGCGACCGUCCCGUACGGCCAGUCCUCAGCUGCACGCUCCCUCCCGAGGAGCAAAGAGCUCAAGCUCCUCGGUACCCUUGGUCACGCGCAGUCAGAGCGCAGCUCGGCGGCGCCCGGCUCCGCCACGCGUCCUCGCACCCCUCCUCGCACCGUUGAUUCCGGCUCCCAGGAGCGUUGA